Cucumis melo (muskmelon) is the source of this 1467-nucleotide messenger RNA. RefSeq names its product membrane-anchored ubiquitin-fold protein 2-like. NCBI's taxonomy places the organism in Eukaryota, Viridiplantae, Streptophyta, Magnoliopsida, Cucurbitales, Cucurbitaceae. The transcript is spliced from 4 exons. Gene Ontology annotation, molecular function: protein binding. The record is from RefSeq and is a predicted model, not a curated record. The coding region runs from base 469 to 846 and encodes 125 amino acids.
UUUGUAAGAAAGUUUGAAUUGUGGCGUUUUCUACUUCCUCGGAGCUGUUUAAAAUACGCGUAAAUAUUACGAUUGGGUAAUCGAUUUUAAUUUUUGGGAAUAUCAAGAAAUCAACUUUUAAGAAAUGGAGUCAUUGACCCCAGAUUUAGAAGACUUUGAAAACUCCGGAGGAGCCUCGUCUCUGAGUUCUUCUUUGAUCUCUUCAACUGGUUUUUGUACUAUUAUUAUUCAUAGAGCUUUUGUUUUUUCUUCACUUUCAACCUCUGAAUCAAGGUUUGUGGAAAAAAAGACAAGUACCCAGAUCAAUUUUUCAGCCGAGUUCAUAGCGGUUAAGAAUCUCCGUUGUGAGAAUCUGAGGAAAAAAAAAUUCUGCUAAUUAACCGCAUUCGAAUACUCGGGUGGGAUUUUUUUGAUUUCUUUUCUUGGGAAAUCCAAUUUGUUUGCGAUUGAUUGAAGACACAAGUCAAUAUGGCUGGAGUGGGAGAUCAAUUGGAGAUCAAGUUUCGACUGAACGAUGGAUCUGAUAUUGGCCCCAAAACUUUCCCUGCUGCCACAAGCAUAGCAACCUUGAAAGAAAGCAUUCUUGCACAAUGGCCAAGAGAAAAGGAGAAUGGUCCAAGAACAGUUAAGGAUGUGAAGUUAAUAAGUGCAGGAAAAAUCUUAGAGAAUAAUAGAACACUUAAUGAUUGCAGAAGCCCAUUAUAUGACAUUCCUGGCAGUGUGACAACCAUGCAUGUCGUUAUCCAACCACCAACUUUGGAGAAAGUAGAAUCAGUCCUAAACAUGUCCGUGAAAAACUGUUGUGGCUGUUACUACAUGUUGAAGGCAAGGCUAUUGAAACAUUGAGGUUCAAAUGGGAUUACUGAUGGAAAGUUUAUCUUCUUUGGCUGAGCAGAAAAGAAAGCUGGAGAACAAGCAACACAAAACAAGUGUGUUUGUGUUAUACUAUAAACGGAACUUGUGGAAGUUCUCGACGCCAUUUUUGAGUGCAUAAAGAUAGCAAAUUUUUCCUUUUAAAAGUUCUGAUGCCAAUAACAGCUUGGAAUCAGUUGAAGAAGCUUUUUCUGGAGCUUGUGUUAUUGUUUUCACAGUAGUAAAAGUAAAAGAAAAAAAAAAAAGAAAAAAGAAACAGACAGAGGUAGCAAAGAUCGCAAGGAUGAUGGGAUAUUUAUCGACACAAGCCAGUUGUUAGAUCAGAUCCAUGGCAGUUGAAUGAAUGUCUGGUGAUCUAUUAUGGAAGGUUGUUGCCUUUUCAACAUCCAUUGUUAGCUUCAUUUGUUGUUUAGAUUGAUUUUGUGUAACUCUUCUGCUAUCUCAAAUGUUUGUGGUGAAAGCUUUAUAUACUUGAAGUUGCAGUUAGUUGUUUACCUUUUUUCUUCUUCUUCAAACUGUAUCACCAUUUGGGCCCAGACCCCAACUUCAUGAUACUUUUCCCAAACAAGGAAUGAUAAUAUUUCUUUGAUUUUC